This is a messenger RNA of Thamnophis elegans (Western terrestrial garter snake), 2171 nucleotides long. RefSeq names its product cytochrome P450 2K6-like. Lineage: Eukaryota; Metazoa; Chordata; Lepidosauria; Squamata; Natricidae. Gene Ontology annotation, cellular component: cytoplasm; intracellular membrane-bounded organelle. The transcript has 9 exons. Gene Ontology annotation, molecular function: heme binding; oxidoreductase activity, acting on paired donors, with incorporation or reduction of molecular oxygen, reduced flavin or flavoprotein as one donor, and incorporation of one atom of oxygen; iron ion binding. Gene Ontology annotation, biological process: xenobiotic metabolic process. The record is from RefSeq and is a predicted model, not a curated record. Bases 118 to 1764 code for a protein of 548 amino acids.
UCUGUAGAAACAGUAGCUGAGUUUCUGCUUAGUGCAAUGUUUUAAAAUACAUGUUUGUAUCAUUUCAGUUUACAGAUUUCAUUCUACUUGUUACAUGAAAACGGCUUCUGAAAGGAAAUGGCUUGGGUUUUACUUAUUUUAUUAUUAGUAGUAUUCAUUCUUGCAGUUUUAUUCCUUUUCAAAAUGGAUACUUUCCAGAAAAACAGCUCCCCAACCCUUCCACCUGGACCCAGGACUAUACCCAUUUUGGGAAAUCUGCACAUAAUGGAUUUCAAGAGGACUUAUAAGACAAUGAUAAAGUUGUCAAAAGAAUAUGGUCCCAUUUUCCGUCUUCAAAUGGGAUGCCAGGAAAUGGUGGUGCUGACUGGCUAUGAGAUGGUCAAAGAGGCUUUGGUGAACCAGGCAAAGGCAUUUGCAGAGAGGCCCAUUGUCCCCAUUUUUGAGGAUUAUACAAAGGGCUUUGGUGUUAUCUUUGCUCAUGGUGAGAACUGGAGACAGAUGCGGCAAUUUUCAAUAGCUACAUUGCGGGAUUAUGGGAUGGGUAAGAGGAUUGUUGAAGAUAAAAUCAGUGAAGAGUGCAGUGUCUUGAUAAAAACAUAUGAGGUUUAUGAAGGAAAACCAUUUGACCCAGCAAGAAUUUUGAAAGCUGCAGCUGCCAAUAUCAUAGUUUCUUUUUUACUUGGCAAGAGAUUUGAAUAUGAAGAUGCUACACUGCUAAGACUACUGGAAUUAAUUGAAGAAAGUUUACACCUUGUAGGAACCCCUUCGGUGUUGAUAUAUAAUGUGUUUCCCAAGUUGGGAUUCCUUUUGGAUGGUCCCAAAAAAAUAAUGAAAAACCGAAAAGAGUUCCAUGAGUUCAUACAGGCCACAUUCCUUGAAAAUCUCAAGGAGUUUGAUGAAAAUAAUCAGAGGACAUUUAUUGAUGCAUUUCUUGUUCGGCAGAAAAAGGAGAAUAAGAAGUCAACAAAUAGCUAUUUCCAUAAUGAUAAUCUUAUAGGUGUUGUGGAUAACCUAUUUAUUGCUGGCAUGGAUACAACUUCAAACACUUUGUACUGGACUUUACUCCUAAUGAUGAAGUAUCCAGAGGUUCAGAGGAAGGUCCAAGAAGAAAUCGCAAAAGAGAUUGGGGUUCGUCAGCCAAGGACAGAAGACCGAUUCAAAAUGCCUUACACCAAUGCUGUAAUUCACGAAGUUCAAAGGUUUGCUGAUAUUGUUCCAACCAAUUUGCCCCAUGCAACCACCAUGGACGUAACUAUCAAAGGCUUCUUCAUCCCCAAGGGCAUGUACAUCAUUCCAUUGCUGACCUCUGUGCUCCAUGAUGAAUCCCAGUGGGAGAAACCUCAUGAAUUCUAUCCUGAGCAUUUUCUUGACUCUGAAGGAAAAUUUGUGAAGAGGGAUGCAUUCAUGCCUUUCUCUGCAGUGCUGACACCCAUCCUCCAUGUUCCUGAUCUGGGGUCCACCAGGACUCGCAGGUGGCAGCCACGGCAUGGGGUUCAAAUGUCAUCAUUUGCUUCAUCAGCGGGUCAGCAUGGUCAGAUUCUCCUUGUCCUCAAGCUCUUCCAGCUCUGGUUGCCACUCCCAUCAUUGGCUACCAUGGCAGUCUCACACACCCAGAGAAUCUCCUCUCUCUGGAUGUUUUUUUCAACACAACAACAAAAGGAACAUGCUUCGUUUUGUCUUCUUGUCUCUCUGAAGUUAAGGAAAGUCCCAGAAUCAUCCCUCAAAUAUCCUCGGAUAACAGCAACAGCCUGCAAACAGUUUUAGAAGAUGAGCUUCCAGAACAACUGGUGGGCUGAAGCUGGGAGGGCUCGAAAUCAUGUCAUUGUUGGCUAAAAAAGCCAUUUUUGAAUUUAUUUUUCAAAUGAAUAAUAAGCCAUGACCUUCAUUUCUUAAACAAUUUAUGAGACUAUUACCUUUACAAGCUAAAAGAGGCUCUCCAUAGUUACAGAUUACUACUCUUUUUUGAAGCUUGGCAUGCCAUUUCUCAGACUUCUUCUCUACUAUUAAACCACAGGGAGAAGAUUGCUUCAGGUAGUCAAAAUAAGGAAACAUGGAACAUUCUUUCUUUUGAAAUAUAAGGAUAAAUUUGUGGAUUUAAUCUACUACUUUUAAAAUAAUUAGCUGCUCUUUAAUAUAUUGUUGUGGGUAGUUGAAAUCUGCUGAUUUUAAGG